Molecule: messenger RNA, 499 nt
Organism: Racocetra persica
Lineage: Eukaryota; Fungi; Glomeromycota; Glomeromycetes; Diversisporales; Gigasporaceae
Source: the annotation of a GenBank genome assembly
AUGUCUAAACGAAAAGAUAAUUCUGAAUUAUUUUCAAAAGAAAUUCCAGAAUUUACUAACGAAUAUAGAACUAAACGUAGAAAUAAUGGACAUAAACAACAUGGAUUUGUAUCCGCAUUCUUAUACGACAAGCGUAUGAAUAAGUUUAUAUUUGAAUCACGCGGGCACAGCAAUUCACAGUACAAAUCUCAAGUCUCUCCUAUUGGAGGAAAGCGAGAAAUGUAUUUUGAGAUUCCGAAGAAAACGAUGAAUGAAUUAGAAACAGCCAAUGAAAUCUGCUUAAAGAUAAGCAGAAAGGAUGUCGAGAAAGUAUUCGAUGCUCCAGAUGGAUUUGAUACUGAACAUGUUGUUAAAUUAGAAAAAUGGGAUACGAUUACCGGUGAUGAUUUACUAAUCUAUGAUAAACAAUAUGAAAUGCUAUACAAACAGGAAGAUAUAUUUUUCGCUAUGUCAAGAGAAGUUUUUGAAGAAACAGGAUUAGAUAUCAAAAAGAUUUCCU